AUGGAUCAGCGGGUUAAGAGAGAAGGGAUGUUCGAGAUGAGUCAGUAUCAGAACGGUACAAGAAGGAGGCGUCUUCAGGGGGUGGUGAUGGAUCAGGGGGAGACUCGAGACAAGAAGGUGACAGAACGGGGUAAGAAGGAUAACAUUCUGAUUGAGUUGACACAGGAGCUGGAGGAGGAGAGUCAGAGAGAAGGUGAGAUGGAGAAAGAGGAGCAGGGGAUGAUAAUGAGGGGGAGUGAUGAUGAUGACGAUGAUGGCAAUGAUGACAGCGAUGACAGAAAUGUUGAGGCCGGUGGCAAAGAAGAUGACAGCGAAGUUGAAACUGCUGACGACGGCGAUGAUGAUGAAGGAAACAAUGAUGGUGAAAACGAUGAAGAUGAUGGAGACUCAACGGAGAUUGUAAGGGCGUUCAGUCCAGCACUUGAGUGGUGA
Lytechinus pictus (painted urchin) is the source of this 432-nucleotide messenger RNA. RefSeq lists its product as uncharacterized. The record is from RefSeq and is a predicted model, not a curated record. Bases 1 to 432 code for a protein of 143 amino acids. NCBI's taxonomy places the organism in Eukaryota, Metazoa, Echinodermata, Echinoidea, Temnopleuroida, Toxopneustidae. The transcript is spliced from 2 exons.